Marasmius oreades (fairy-ring Marasmius) is the source of this 1790-nucleotide messenger RNA. RefSeq lists its product as uncharacterized. NCBI's taxonomy places the organism in Eukaryota, Fungi, Basidiomycota, Agaricomycetes, Agaricales, Marasmiaceae. Bases 672 to 1619 code for a protein of 315 amino acids. The transcript is spliced from 10 exons. The record is from RefSeq and is a predicted model, not a curated record.
UUGCUUCAAUUCUUUUUGUUCGCAGGUCGAUUUUGGGUCGAUUCGCAAUCUUUAUUGUCUGCAAGCAACAAGAGAAACGACUCGAUAAGAUCCGGGUACCUCGGACUGUAACUGUAGAUCCCUUGUUCCAAUGGGAAGGGAAAUCCUCGAUGUUGUCCUCAGGUAAUUACCUUCAACUUGAACGCGGAGUCGAAUUGUGUGCUGGGCCCGGCACCAUAACUGAGUCUGCUCGUCACAUUCUGCUGGAUAUCAGGCGCUCGGUCCCUCUAAUAAGCCUUUCACAUUUACAUUACAUAUGCCUCCUUAGCCAUCAUCAAGCAUCAAGAGGAACAGUCUCAAGAAUAAUUUAUCCCAAAGUCUUGAGACCCCUUGAUGCAAUGACACCAUCAAAGCUGGUGGAUGGAAUGAGUCAGGACGACAUUAACUGCUGUUCCAACGGGCGCAAUGAAGGACACAGGACAGUAGGAAUGUUAUCCGAUGUCUUUUCUAUUGAAGGUUCUUCACUCUACUUGAAUCACAGAAUCCCGCUGUCAUAACAUGACUGAUGGUGUUGCACACGGGGUGCAGAAUGUGGAAUUUGCGACAUUCCAGACGUCCAUUACGCCCUUCCUAACACAUAUAUUAAGGAAGAUGCAAUAUCGACUGAAAACCAGUUCUGAGUGCAGCCCAUCAUGGCCCCCAAUUCUUCUGCUGUUCAUGGAGAAGAUUAUGUCUGGAUCACCUUGCCGAACCUCCUUGCUUUUGCUUUCAACUGGUGCCUCCUUGGUGGACUGAUUGUUCAACUGUAUACGUAUCACAUCUCAUUCCGGGACCGAUUGUGGUUCAAGAUCCUGGUUUACAGUGUCUUUAUUCUCGAUUUGGCUCAAACCUGCUCAGCGACAUACGACGUAACACAAUGGUUCGUGUAUGGUUGGGGUGACCCAAGUGUUAUUAAGGGAAGAUACACGACGUUUCUCAACGUACCACUCUUCACGAGUAUCAUUGGAGCUGCUGUUCAGAUAUUCUACGGAUGGAGGAUAUGGUCCUUUUCCAAGUCAAACAUUUUGUUCGGGUUCAUUAUCUCGAUGGCUUUGACCCAGUUAGGUGGUUCUAUAGCCACCGCAUACUUCCUCUUUCCACGCGAAGUGAGAAUCUUCGAGGCCAACAUUCGUCAAUCAGUCGGAGUGCGGCUUGGUACCUCCGCUGCCGUCGACAUCGUGAUCGCGGGUUGCAUGACUUACUUCCUUUUGAAGAGCCGCGUUGAAUUUUCCAUGCGCACCAACGCUGUCUUGACAAAGCUUGUACGACUCACCAUUGAGACGGGAACGAUAACAGCCGCUGCCGCGAUCAUCGAUCUCAUAUUUUACCUCACCCUUAAGAACAACGCUUUACACCAGUUAUCCGGCAUUAACCUGUCAAAACUCUACAGCAACUCUUUACUGAUGUUGUUCAAUAAUCGAAUACAAGUUCAACGUGAUCUUCCGUUGGUUCAGGCAACGACGGCCGAUUUUACAGAUCAGACGUCGCGGCGACAGGAAUGGAAUGACUUUAAUAACCGACAAUCUGGUCCUGCCCUUGAAACGUUUCAAGCAGCCUCGAGAAAGUGGCCAAGUGAAGGGGCCAUUCAUUCAAAUCCAUGAUUGCCGGAAUGGAAUCCUGCAAGGGCUGAAAAACUGGAGAACUGGAAGGUUCGUAGAGGAUCUGUACUAGACCUGUGUGAUAAUGCUAUUUUGUACGGUCUGAUUUCAUAUGUGUUUAACGAAAAAAUAGACAGUAAUGGAUUCAUCGAUGUCGAAGGCAAAAGUCACCGG